This is a messenger RNA of Monodelphis domestica (gray short-tailed opossum), 3355 nucleotides long. It is a transcript of the gene INSYN1, whose product is annotated as inhibitory synaptic factor 1. Gene Ontology annotation, biological process: inhibitory postsynaptic potential. The record is from RefSeq and is a predicted model, not a curated record. Gene Ontology annotation, cellular component: postsynaptic density. Lineage: Eukaryota; Metazoa; Chordata; Mammalia; Didelphimorphia; Didelphidae.
UUAUGUGUGUGUGCUGUGUAUGCUCUGUGUGUGUGCGCUAAGUGUGUUUGUGUGUGUGUGCGCGCGCGCGCCGGGGUGCGCCCCCCCACCCCCACCCCCGCCUGGGUCCAAGCUCGCUCCCACCCCCUCCCCGCCCCCACCCGCGCCCCGCAGCCCGCUGAGCCCGGCUAGAGGAGGAGGACGCGGACGGCCCCCGGGAGGAGGAGGACGCUAAACCGGCGCCCCCCUGGUGCCAAGGAGCUGUGCGUCGCGGUGCAGCCGGAUCCGAAGGGGGAUGGGACACCGCGGCGACCCCCAGCGCCCCCGCCCCACCACGGCGCAGGGAGCGCCCCGGAUCGCCCACCGCGACUACGGGCUGACGGUCCGGUACCAAGCUUCCGGAGCCGGCCUCGCCUGAUCCCCGCAGCUGCCCACUCCUCUCGGUGGAUUCUGGAUUCCGCGCAGCGCAAGAGGCUUGCUCCCUGCUGACUUUGGCUCUCCUCCGCCCGGGACUGGCCUGCCGCUUGCUGGGCUUCCCGCCGGCCCCGCCGCCCCUGCCGUUCCCUGCAGGAGAUGUCCGGGUCACCUGUGGCCUCGCGCCCCGGCCCCGCGCCGCGGUCCGCGCUCCCGCUGACUCCCUGCGGACACCAGCAGCCCCGCGGCUUGCCCCGCGCUUCUUCUCCCUCUGCUGCCCGCGCCUGAGUCUAUGUCCGGACCCAGUGCUCCAGUUUGGGGCAGGGGAUGGUCGUUGAAGGGAUUUGUUUUUCCCGGGCCCGAAAGGCAGGGGCCGAGAGGCUCGUUCCUAGCCCUAGACUGGGUUUGAAAGCUGGGGUAUUUUUGUUUGUUUUUUCCUCUCCUUCUUUCUUGGAGAACGGAAUUCUUCGUCCCCUCCCCCUUCCAGCUGCGCCAGAUGUUGUCCACUGCUUAGAGAAACUCGGGGACUCGUCCGGGCAGCUCCUCUCUCUUUGAACACCCACCCUAGCUAGGGAAGCUUCGACCUCCCUCUCCCAUCCCCCUCCCCCAAUCCUCCAGCCAGUGCCCAGAAGUGGGGACCAGGCCCAUCUCAUGCCCUGACUUUGAGGGCAGCUCUGGCGCCGCCCAGACCUGGCUGGUGAGUCCUGCGGGGGAAGGGGUGUUGGGACAGGCCCUGAGUUAAGACUGUCCUCUUUGGGACUUCCUCCUCCCGCCCCCCAGGAAGGAGGGCCUAAGGGCUGGGGAGAGACUACUGAAAAAGGGAGUUGGGAGAGGGGAGCUUAUCUGGGAGGGAUGGAGAAGAGUAGAAGGGCAGCCUAUUUGAAAAUCCAAGGGGCCCUUCCUUAGGCUCCAGGCCUAGGUGGGGCAGUGGGGUAUGGUAUGGUGUCCCCCCUCUAGCUUCUUCCUCUGAGCCUGUAAAGCAUUUGGCCCCCUCUUCUGCUCUCUCCGGUCCCCUUGCAGUAGAGUUCUAUCUAUACCCUUUUCCCAAUCUUUGUCUCCUUUCCUUCCAAGGCAAUCCUAAUCCCCUCCCCUUCCAAGCCAAACCAUUGGAGGGGCUAGGGUGAAGAGAAAAGGAGGUUCAGGAAGCCCCCAGAACUCCUAUCUAUUUUUUGCCCUGGUGCAGAGAUCCCCUCUUUCACUCCAGGAUAAUCCAUAUUUCUGCCCUCCUCUGGAAAACCCUACUUGUUAAGAACAGUGUAGAAGAUGAAGGGUAGGCCCUGCUGCCUCUGGAACCCUCCAUCCUGACAUCCCUUGCUUUCCCCCUCUUUUGCUCCCAGUCUAGGACAGACUAGGAGUUUGGGGGUUGUGGUUGUGACCCCUUCACAUACAUCACAGGUCCCAAGGACAUCACAGGGGACAACCUGUUCCCUUCCAUCCCCCAGGAACCAUUCCCCUUUCCCAUCUCUGACAGCAACUGUCCAAACCAGGGUGGAGUUGGAGGGUGGGGGGAUACCACUUCAGCUAGUGGACAAGAGAAUUCAUCCCACAGACACACACAUCUCGAAGCCCAAGCACCAGACUUCUAGCUCCAUGUAGUUCUCAGUUGAAUCUUGGGGGCUGCAAAGCUGAAACUUUUAACCCUUUCUUUUGCCCCUCAAUCCACUGGAUCUGCCCCCAUCAGUCAGUCUCCUGCCCUCAUUCCCCUCCCUCCAGGGGUCUCUGCCCCAUCAGGUGAGCAGCCCCCAGACCAAGGGAGAAAGAGGAUAAAGAACAGAGGGGCCGGGGCCUGGGCUGAGAUCAGGUGGGUGUGGGCUGGGGCUGGGGCAGCUGGGGGGGGGGGUGCCGUUAAGAUGUGGAGAUCUCCCUGGCUGAGAGGGGCUCCAAGGAGGCAGUGGCAGUGUGAGGCCCAGGGAGAGCAGCAUGGACAGGCCCGUGGCAGCGUGGUGAAGCAUGAACAUCCGGAGUGCCCAGGACCACGGGCAGGCCAGUGACAACCCCAGUGGUGGUGGUGGUGGUGAGAGAGAGCGAAUCCGGAGGCGAAUGAAAAUGGUCAUCGGGCAGCUGGAGGGCAUCCUGCAGGAGCUCAAGGAGGUGGCCAAAGAGCUAAGGGAGGUGGUGAGCCAGAUAGACAAGCUGACGUCAGAUUUUGACUUUGAGCCGGAGCCUGAUGAUUGGACGACAGCCACGGUCAGCAGUUCAUCCAGCAGUGAGAAGGGUGGAGGGAUCGGUGCUUUCGACCUGGCCCACCUGGAUUUCCUGACUUCAGACGUCCUCUCUGACAGCUGGGAAUUCUGCUCCUUCUUGGACAUCUCGACCCCCUCAGACCCAGGGGAGGGCCCUGAGCCUGCCCCACAGGCUCCCACCCCUGACUACAGGCUAAUGAAUGGAGGCGUGCUUAUCCCCAAUGGGCCCCGUGUUGAGACCCCUGACUCCUCCAGUGAGGAGGCCUUCAGCUCUUGUCCCCCCCCUGCUCCUCCCAAGGGUGGGCAGGCCCAUAGGACCCCUGGCACCAGAGAGCGGGUGCGUUUCAGUGACAAGGUGCUUUAUCAUGCCCUCUGCUGUGAUGAUGAGGAAGAAGAGGGUGAAGAAGAAACGGAAGAGGAUGGGGGAGUCUCCUCCCCAACCCCCCCACAGACAGAGCCCCAUGUGGCACCCCUCAAACCCCCCCUGGCAUCCUGCAAGCCACGGCGGUCUCCCCUCACAAGCCGAAAUGGGAGUCAUGCCCCUACACUCACCCCAGGGCCGGGGCAAGCCCGCAGGGUCACACGGAACACCAGCACCCAAACGGUGUCGGACAAAAGCACCCAGACUGUCCUGCCAUAUGCAGCAACCAGGCAGAAAGUCAAAGGAAAAAACUGAGAGGAGUGAAAGGGGUGGGCGUGGGGGUGGGGUGGGCAGGGGGGGAAAUAGAUACACAUAUAUAUUUAAACAAAUCCAAUCAUAAUAAAACAAAAAACAAAAA